Molecule: messenger RNA, 306 nt
Organism: Acaulospora morrowiae
Lineage: Eukaryota; Fungi; Glomeromycota; Glomeromycetes; Diversisporales; Acaulosporaceae
Source: the annotation of a GenBank genome assembly
AUGGGAAACUCAAUGCACACCGAAGAAGAAAAAGCAGUUAAUCCAUACAUCUUGUUCUACCAAGAAUACCGAGAAUCGGAGGAUCCCGAUGGUCGAAGAAUCACUUCAGAAGUGGCUGCGUUCUGGAAUUCGAUGAGUGGAAACUCUCGUCAACCCUAUUUCGACAAAGCCAAACAACUUAGGGGUAAUGCCAAACAUGUUAUCACACGUAAACGGAGUUGCCGAAGAAAAGGUCUUCAAUAUAAAAAUUAUUCUUCGGAAGAUUAUUCACUCCAACAAUACACGAAGAUAUCGAAGAUAUAUUAA